AUUCAUGGGGGUAUAUUCGUCUUCACACACGAUCAGAAACCCUAGUUAUGCUAAGAAUUUUCCUCCUCCAUUUGCAUUGUUCGAUUCUGCAGUCCAGCGGCGUCUACAAUUCUACAGAGUUCUCUCCGGCUUCAUUCUCUCUCUCUCGUCUAAGGAAUGGAAUCCCAGAUCAAGCAUGCUGUGGUGGUCAAAGUGAUGGGUAGAACUGGAUCAAGAGGUCAAGUGACUCAGGUGAGAGUUAAGUUUCUUGAUGAUCAAAAUCGUUACAUUAUGAGGAAUGUCAAGGGACCAGUGAGGGAAGGAGACAUUCUUACCUUGUUGGAGUCUGAGAGGGAAGCUAGAAGAUUGCGUUGAUGGGGAUUCUGUCAAGGUCCCAAAUUCUCCAGUUUGCUGUUGCUGAAUGUUAUCCUUUUUAGUUUUAAUCUUACCUUCAAAUAGAAUGGCUGUUAUCAUUUUCCCCUAUUUAUGUGUGGUUUUAGUGACAACCCUGUCCAAGACAUUUUGGUUCUAAGCCAGAAUACGUGAACUGGAUGAGUAUUUUUAUUGAGUUUUGAAACGAUCAAUUUUGCUUAUAUGGAGUUUCUAUAAUAUUUUGAGGUUAUUUGUCAA
Molecule: messenger RNA, 609 nt
Organism: Benincasa hispida (wax gourd)
Lineage: Eukaryota; Viridiplantae; Streptophyta; Magnoliopsida; Cucurbitales; Cucurbitaceae
Product: small ribosomal subunit protein eS28z/eS28y
Biological process (GO): ribosomal small subunit assembly; translation; maturation of SSU-rRNA
Cellular component (GO): cytosolic small ribosomal subunit; ribosome
Molecular function (GO): structural constituent of ribosome
Source: RefSeq, a predicted model, not a curated record